AUGCGCCGUGACCCUAACCGCGAAAGACUGCGUGCCCGUCAAGCCUGCAGAAACUGCAGAAAGAAAAAGGCACGGUGUCCUUCUGAACGACCGACCUGUUCAACUUGUGUACGCCUCAACCAGUCCUGUGUUUAUGAUGAAACACACCCACAUGAUCGAUUGGCCGACCUGGAGAAAAAGGUAGAUCGCAUUUUGAACUGCAGAGAUCAGAGAUAUGCACCCGAACAUCCAGAUGACGGGCGCCCCACAGAGCCCCCCAGCGCUUCUAUCAGACUGCAACCAAACGCGAAUCUUGAAGCCUCAUCCACACAUCAUCCCUCAGGUGCUGAACAACAGUCCACGAAGUAUUCCUUCGCUCCAAUGCCCGAACUUCACGCCCCAAAACCAAACAUCUCCGAUUCCGUUAUCACCCAUGGCCUUGAUGUCUACUUUGAGCGGUUCCACCGGCAGCCUAUCUGGUGCUUUGAUCGCCACGACUUUGAGUCCAACACUGAGGUGUCUACAGAACUUAUCUGUAGUAUUUUAGAACUGACUGCGAGAUUCUCACGGGAUCAUGACUCACAAAGUUAUGGUGAAAUUGCAAGGUGGUCAAUAAUGUUGCGCAUGGCAAAUUCCACUCCUGGUCUCGAAACUAUUGAGAGCCUCUGCUUACUUUCCUACUCUGCUUUUAUUGACGGCGACAUGCACCUUGGCCAAUUUUAUCUCGGCCUCGGCUUUCAGCUCUGUCGGUCUGCAAACUGGGAUCGUUUACCGAAACCUCGCAACGGAAACCCUACGGCUGAGCGCGAGAAGAGGGUAUUCUGGAGUCUUCAAUCGUUAGAGCAAUUCUAUGGUGACCAGCGUGGUAUCCUCAGAACAGCAACAGAAGAUUGGCGUCCGUUCUAUCUUUCGGACAGUGCUGAUACGGAGUUCCCCCUCGACCUCGAUGGAGCUUCCACGGCGUCGGAUAUCGGAAUCUGGACCCUGUCGAUGCAUUUUGGAUGGGUCUGGGGCAGAGUUAGAGAGUACGUCACUGAGUGUUCUCAGAACAAGUUAAUAGAACCCUGGCGUCUCGAUUCGACUUACGCUAAGGUGCUUGCUGAUCUGACGGAAAUCGAAAACAAGGCACCCUUGUGUCAUCGAUAUCACAUAGUGAAGUUCAAUGAGCGUCGAUCAAAUGAAGUGCAGGCGGAUAGGGAUUACUGGAUGCCGUGGCUGAAACUCCAGUUUACUUGGCAUUCAAUAUUGACGAUGAUCAAUCAUCCCUUUCUAUAUAUCGUGGCGUCACAGUGUCAUCCUAUCCUUGCGAUCCCUAACACUUUUUGGCGUAAAUCUUCGGAGCUGGUCCUUUUACACGCUACAUGGAUUGUUCGCACAAUCGAUAUGGUUCAUGAUAAGGACGUUAUACUACUUGAUCCUUUCUUCGGACAUGCAGCUGCCAUCGCAGCUACAGUGCAUCUUUACUUCUCUUGCGCGACCGACCUCCGACUCAGACAGAAGUCAAAGGCCGACUUUGCGAAAUGCAGAAGAUUUCUGAGAGGUUUCUCGUCAUUUUCGCCUGCCAUCGAAUGCUUGUCUCGAUUGCUUGACAAAAUGGCGCGAAUAGCGUCAAUAUCUGAAAAUACUGAGUACGAGUGGGCGCCGUCUAGGAUACACCUCAGUGUUUCUUUGAUGUGGGCUAUUUUGCAGUGCAAUGUCUCCAGUUCGAAAGUCCCGUCCUCUCCCGAUGGCACAUUGCUACCCACAUCCCCUACCCUCACUGGUACAACUGAGGAAACGGAACGAAGCCCAACGCUUGAGAUCAGCGUUACAGCAACGCUUCCAACGGCCACAGUAGACCCCUCCCAAGGGCACGAUGCAAGCUUGCCACCGUACAAGGCCAGCUCAACGUCUCAGAACUUGCCUCGCAGUGGUGGUACGCGAGACACCGUUGUUCCACCUGCCGAGAGCUUCAUGGUCAACAAUCCCUGGCUUUGGGCAUAUCCUUCCGGAUACGCCACCGUUGAGGACGUGGGCAAUCUUCCUUCGGACCUCACCGCCGGUAAUGGCCCCGAGGGAUUCUCUACUUGGUGGGACUUCGGCAAUUUCUAAGUAUUAUCCGGGACUAUCAUGUGGGCGUCCGCAGCAUUUCGUUAUGAUCUGAUGUGUUCCGCGACAGCCGAUCUGAUGCAUCACGUCUCACAAAUGGCUCUCAUAUUGAUAGUUUACUAUGCUGUUCACAUGAAAUGAUGAGAGCACCAAGAGAUCAAGCAAGUUAAUGAUCAAGGAAUCAACCGGGUAGAUAUUUCAAGACCCAGUGAAAAAGCCACUGCAGGCACCUUUACCGCAC
Messenger RNA from Aspergillus steynii IBT 23096, 2308 nucleotides. RefSeq lists its product as uncharacterized. Gene Ontology annotation, cellular component: nucleus. The record is from RefSeq and is a predicted model, not a curated record. The coding region runs from base 1 to 2070 and encodes 689 amino acids. NCBI's taxonomy places the organism in Eukaryota, Fungi, Ascomycota, Eurotiomycetes, Eurotiales, Aspergillaceae. The transcript is spliced from 5 exons. Gene Ontology annotation, biological process: DNA-templated transcription; regulation of DNA-templated transcription. Gene Ontology annotation, molecular function: DNA-binding transcription factor activity, RNA polymerase II-specific; DNA binding; zinc ion binding.